Sporisorium graminicola is the source of this 4581-nucleotide messenger RNA. RefSeq lists its product as uncharacterized. NCBI's taxonomy places the organism in Eukaryota, Fungi, Basidiomycota, Ustilaginomycetes, Ustilaginales, Ustilaginaceae. Bases 1 to 4581 code for a protein of 1526 amino acids. Gene Ontology annotation, biological process: protein phosphorylation. The transcript has a single exon. The record is from RefSeq and is a predicted model, not a curated record. Gene Ontology annotation, molecular function: ATP binding; protein kinase activity; protein binding.
AUGAGUGCGGUCACACCCACCAGCCCGGGCUUCCCGCUCACCAUGGGCACAGGCGCAAUGGCUGCUCAGUUUGCAGGUCCGUCCUCCAACGCUGGCUCUCCGCGAUCACGUCCUACAACACCACUUUCAGCUGGAUUUAUCCCGCCCGGCCCCACCUACGACGAUCUCGGUAGGUGGGAGGAUGCCGACGUGGCCGCUUGGCUCAACAACGCACGCCUCGGUCAAUACGCCUCGACCUUUGCCGAACACGACAUUCGCGGCUCGGUUAUCCUCGAUGUAGAUCAGGCCGCACUCAAACAGAUGGGCAUCACCAUGGUCAAGGACCGCGUUCGUAUCUCUGCCGCCAUCAAGCUGCUCAACAAGCGAUGUGCCGAUUCCGCCGUUGCUCGCAGACCCAGCAUCGUCUCCAUACCACCGCUCUCCCCCAUGGCAUCGCAUGCGCUCUACGCCAACGAAGGCGAGAUCGAGUAUCUCCAACACGACCCCACCACCGACCCAUCGGCCGACGGACAGAACCAGAGCUUCGGCCUCAACUCGAUGGGCAUGCGAAGAGGCCAGAUGCGUCCACCACCACUCACGUUGAAGCAGUCUACCUCGAGAGGCAUGCCAGGAUACGCCUCGCCCGCAAGCUCGCUCAACAACAGCCAAGGCUUCGGCCUCAGCGCUGCUCGUGGUCUCACUCCUGGCGCUGCUCGUGGCAGCGUCUGGAACACUUCGGCUUCCACCGCUUCCUCCAAGCCAAGCACGGCGGAUGGCGCUCUCCAUCGCAAGGUCAACUCCAUCGGAAGUGUCGCUGCCCCCACCCUUUCUGGUGCCGCUGCUCUUUCGUCCUCGCGCAAUCUUUACGGUCACACCGCUCAGUCCAAUCGACCCAGUACAGCUACAGGCGCCAGUGGGUAUUCCAACGCGCCAGGAUCGCAGCAGACACGGGGCGGCCUCACAUCUAGCAGCCCGACGGGCGCAUCGUUUGGUAGCAGCGCUGCUGCCAGUGCAGGCCGUCCCUCGACGGCAACGGGUGCGCAAUCGUAUUCCAGUAAUCUCCCGGGUGGUUCGGGCAGAGAUGGCUACUCACCACUAACACCCAUCUCGGAGUCCAGUUCGCACGGCAAUACCCCCACCACCCCUUCCGGCAUUCAGCAACAGCAGCAGGCAGCAGGCUAUUCGGUCGGGCGCGGUCCAUUCGCUGCUGCUCAGCGCUACGCCCCGUCCGCAACCCCACAGCAGCAGUCCUCUUCUGCUGGCACCCUCAGGCGCAUCGACAGCGGCGAGGGCUACAACCUCGCUGGCUACCAGAACCCCAAUCCUCCAACCUUGGAGGACCUCAAACGUCGCACCAUCAAGUUUAUCAGCGAAGAGGACAAUACCACGCGUAUCGUUAACGUCAGCGACUGCCGCGAUGCCUACGAUGUCAUGGCGCGCGUGCUCAAAAAGUUUGGCAAACCACCCAGCGGCAAUAGCUAUACACCUACUGCUGACCAAGGGCCAACGGGUGACGAGCUUGGCGCCACCGAGACGUGGGGCAUCUUUGCCACUAGCGCCGACGGCCAAAACACCAAAGCGCUCUCCGACAACGAGCUGCUGGCCAUCUGCCACGCGCCUCAACCUCACGAUCCGCUUCGUGAGCGUGGUCUCACACUUCGAAGGAUUCCCAAUCACCUCCCCGGCGAGGACGCACGAAAGGUCCCGGUGCGUUCGGGCAGGAACAAGCUCGAGGCAUUCUUCGGCGAACGUAUGCCAGUCGCGCAAAUGCAGCCUGCAGGGCCCGGCUCGGGUACCAAUGGAGACGAAGGCGAUGCAGGCAGCGUUACAAUCAGUGGCAAGAAGAUGAAGCGCGCUUCCACUGUCAGCAUCAUGUCUGGUCUGGGUGUCGGUCCGUUCAGCAGCAGCAGCAGCAACAAUCAUCACAACAAUGCCUCGAACCAGGCUGGAACCAGUCACAGCAGUAAGGCAGAAGGCAAGCUCGCGUCCAAGAAGGAGAGCAAGCACAUCUCGCCGCCCCCCGUCACGAGCAAACCCAGCAAGAUUCGCAACUUUUUCGGCCAGCGUCCACCCUCGGAGCUCAUCAACACCAACCUUGCCGACUUCUUCCCGUCGACCGAUUCCAAGGCACUCCAGCGCACGGCGAGACGUUCCGUCUACGGCCGCGCUUCAGCGAGCACGCGCUCCAAGCGCAACAGCACCUGGAGCUUUGUCGCUGACCCGGAUGCGCCGCCUCUGCCCAACAAAGAGUCACUGGAUGGCCAUCAGACGCCGCUUGAGCGGUCGUCGGUGUCGAUACGAGAUCGUGGUACCACCCCCAUCAUCCAGAUCGGAUACGACUCCCGCUCGGAAGAUGAACAUUCAAGCAACGCGCAUCGUAUGUCAUCCAGCUCGCAUCUCGGUUUGCAACAGCCCGUGACUGGCCCGCCUACACUUCCGCCAGUGGUCGGUCGAGAUUCGCUGGAUGAAUGGUCGCGCGAUCUCAAGGCCGUUGGCUCGCCCGUGUCUGAGGUCAGUUCCACGUUCCCGGGUGGCAGGCACGGCCUUGGCACUUCAUCGCAGCAGCAGCAUCACUUGGCUUCACUGCAAUCCCCUUCGCAAGGCAGUAGUCUGCCCUAUCGGCCCUCGAUGUCGCGUCGUGCCUCGGGCGAGAGUGCAAGGAGUCGACGCAGUCUCGCUUCCCAGGUCCGUCACGGCCUCAGCGCUGCUCGCGAGCGCAAUGCCGACGCAGCCAGUUUGCUCACCGUUGAUGAGAUUACCCAAGAGGUUGAGAACAGGAGAGAAAGCAUCUCGCUGGCUGGAGCUGGAGGAGGCUGGGUCGUCGACGAGGAUGGCGUGCCUAUUCCUAUUCCUGGCGCCUCGUCAGCGCGAUCCUCAUCAGCUGCUGCCUCGACGCGACCUUCCAGCGGCGUUUCCUCGUCCUACGUCCACGACCAGGAGAGUCUGAGCGACGAAGAGGCCAACCAGUCUUCGGACCUCGAGGGUCCACCGCGCACCAAGAAGGCCCGCAGCAUCGUCUCGAAAGCUGCUUCGAUCCACACUGUCGCUAGCAAGCGUGCCUCUUCUGUGCUCCAGGCGCCGGGCGACGAAGCUGACCGUCAUUUGGGCGAUCCCAUGGCUGUCGCACGCAGCACAACAUCCCGUGCCAGCUCGGUUUCCGAACUGCGACGCUCGAUCGAUGACAAUGGCGACUAUAGCGACGGCGACUCUGCCCCGGGCUUUACCGAGUCGGACAUCGAUUCGGACGGCUCCGAUACGGACCACGACGAUCCAGCCAACGACGUUUACCUGCCGUCGGCAAAUAAGGCGCCCAUCAAGUGGCACAAGGGGGCGCUCAUCGGUGCUGGUUCUUUUGGUAACGUCUUCUUGGGAAUGAACGCCAAGACGGGUCUGUUGAUGGCCGUGAAGCAGGUCGAGCUGCCUUCGGGCGAUUCGAAUCUUGACCAGCGCAAAAAGGGCAUGCUCGAGGCGCUCGAACGGGAGAUCAAACUGCUCAAGACAUUGGAACACGAAAACAUUGUGCAGUACCUCGACUCGUUUGCCGAUGGCUCGCAUCUCAACAUUUUCCUCGAGUAUGUUCCCGGUGGCUCGAUCGUGGCGCUCCUCCGCAACUAUGGCGCGUUCGAGGAGCCGCUGGUCCGCAACUUUGUGCGUCAGAUCUUGAAGGGUCUGUCGUUCCUGCACAACCGGGGCAUCAUGCAUCGCGACAUCAAGGGCGCGAAUAUUCUGGUCGACAACAAGGGAGGCAUCAAGAUCUCCGAUUUCGGUAUCAGCAAAAAGGUCGAGUCGGAUCUGGUGCUUGCGACCAACAAGGGCGGUGCGGCUGCCGUCGUAGCCGGGGGAGCUGCGCAUAGACCGAGCUUGCAGGGGAGUGUGUUUUGGAUGGCGCCCGAAGUGGUCAAGCAGACGAGCUACACGAUCAAAGCCGAUAUCUGGUCGCUCGGGUGUCUGGUCGUAGAGAUGAUCUCGGGCACGCAUCCAUGGGCCGAGCUCAACCAAAUGCAGGCGCUCUUCCAGAUUGGUAUGGGUCGCAAGCCGAGUCUGCCGGACGAGAUCAGCAACGAGUGCAGGGACUUUUUGGAAAGGACGUUCGAGCUGGACUACAACGACCGGCCCUCGGCGGACGAGCUGCUCAAUCAUGCGUUCAUGGGCACCGAGAUGACGUUCCCGCCUUCGAGCGGUGGUGCGGAUGGUGGCAACGAUGACGAUGCUGCAGCUGGCGGUGUCGAAGCUGGAGAAGGCGAUGUGUCGAGCGCGACGAUGCUCGCCGCGGACGGAGAGAGCACCACGAGGGAGACCAAGGACGGUAAGCGGCCGACGCGGUCGAAGUCGAUGAGGAAGCUGGACCGCGAGAAGAGGCAUAAGGAGGCAGCGGCGGCUGCGGCUGCUGCGGCCGCAGCUGACUCUGGAACUCCGAAUACUCCGACUAGUCUCUCCACAGUAGCAGCAGGUGCAGAGACAGAUGCGGCGGCUAAGCCAGCAACAGUAGCAGCAGCGGCAGGAGGAAUGGCAGAAAGCUUCUCGACGUCGUCGAUUGCUACUGCUCGUGGUGGCGGUGACGAGUCCGGUGCUCAAGAUGCGGUCAGUGGCGGCGAAAGUUAG